Penicillium waksmanii is the source of this 564-nucleotide messenger RNA. RefSeq lists its product as uncharacterized. The coding region runs from base 1 to 564 and encodes 187 amino acids. NCBI's taxonomy places the organism in Eukaryota, Fungi, Ascomycota, Eurotiomycetes, Eurotiales, Aspergillaceae. The record is from RefSeq and is a predicted model, not a curated record. The transcript has a single exon. Gene Ontology annotation, molecular function: oxidoreductase activity, acting on paired donors, with incorporation or reduction of molecular oxygen; heme binding; iron ion binding.
AUGUCUCUGUCCCAUACAUUUGUUCUUAACAGAGUAUCCAGCUCGAAGACAGAAGAGUCAGCUCUGCUCCAUAAGCUGCGAAGCAAGGCCAACAAUAUUGAGGAAAUUCAGAUGGCCGCAGAAUGUAUGGAUCACUUGGCUGCGGGGAUCGAUACGACAGGCGAUGCGCUCUGUUUUCUCAUGUAUGAGCUAUCCCUUCCAAGGUCACUGUCGGUCCAGAAACGUCUCCACCAGGAAAUCAUCGACAACCCGAACGCCAAACUCGACGAUUUACCAUAUAUGGACGCUGUUAUCAAGGAAGGGCUAAGGCUUUUCCCACCAAUCCCAAUGAGUCUGCCUCGAUAUGUUCCCAAAGAAGGGAGAGCUAUCAGCGGAUACUCACUUCCCGGAAACUCGAUUGUUAGCUGUCAAGCCUAUUCGAUGCAUCUGAUGGAUACAUCUGUAUUUCCUAAUGCGUCGGAAUUCCUUCCGGAGAGAUGGCUCGAGAAGCAAGGGGAAGCGGAGAGAAAUAGACUUUUCUUUGCCUUUGCUGCUGGAGGUCGAGGAUGUAUCGGAAAGAAGUGA